Elephantulus edwardii (Cape elephant shrew) is the source of this 862-nucleotide messenger RNA. It is a transcript of the gene CDCA8, whose product is annotated as cell division cycle associated 8. Gene Ontology annotation, biological process: mitotic sister chromatid segregation. The record is from RefSeq and is a predicted model, not a curated record. The transcript is spliced from 10 exons. Gene Ontology annotation, cellular component: spindle midzone; chromosome, centromeric region; chromosome passenger complex. Lineage: Eukaryota; Metazoa; Chordata; Mammalia; Macroscelidea; Macroscelididae. The coding region runs from base 17 to 862 and encodes 281 amino acids.
CUUUUACCGAAGCGCCAUGGCUCCGGCUAAGAAAGGCAGCCGUCGGACGGCCAAGAACAGCUCGUUGCGGAGCCGAAAGCUCUCCUCCUUUCUCAAAGACUUCGACCGUGAAGUGCACAUCCGAUCCCAGCAAAUUCAGUCAGACAGACAGAACCUCCUCAAAGAGGUGGAUAACCUAUACAACAUGGAGAUCUUGCGGCUCCCCAAGGCGCUGCGCGAGAUGAUGUGUCUUGACUACUUCGCCUUGGGAGGAAACAAGCAGGCCCUGGAAGAGGCAGCAAAAGCUGACCUUGAUAUCACAGAAAUAAACAAAUUAACAGCAGAAACUAUUCAGACACCCUUGAAAUCUGCCAGAGCACGUAAAGCAGUAACCCUGGAUGAAAUGAUAGUGGAGGAAGAGGAGGAGGAAGAAAAUGAAACGAAGAAUUCUCAAACUACAAGAGUUAAAAGAUGUCCUCCAUCUAAGAAGAGAACUCAGUCCAUUCAAGGAAAAGGCAAAAGCAAAAGGUCAAGCCGUGGUAACACUGUCACCCCAGCUGUGAGCCGAUUGGAGCUGUCUAUGAUUAAACCAACUCCAGGCGUAACACCCAGGUUUGAUUCAAGGGUCUUCAAGACUCCAGGGCUGCGCACCCCAGCAGCCAGAGAGCGGAUUUACAACAUCUCUGUGAACGGCAGCCCCCUCGCCGACAACAAAGAGAUCUUCCUCACUGUGCCGGUGGGAGGCGGAGAGAGCAUGCGGCUACCGGCCAGUGACCUGCGGAGGAUGGAUUUCACACAGCUGGACCCAGAGGCCUUGGGAAAUGUUAAGAAACUCUCCAGUCGCCUUGCUGAGAUCUGCAAGAGCCUACAGUCACACAAAUGA